UGUUGAAGAAGGAGUCAUAGAGCGAAGCAGUCUCGACCCCAUGGUUUCCGAACUCUUGAUCCAACACCGCAUCCUUUGCUACCCCUCACUUAGCUGGCUCUUCGGCUGCAAUUGCCGAAUCCAGUAAAGCUGCUAUGAAGCUUUUGCUAUUUUGGGAAUAGAGAUACUUCCCGAAUGGGCGACGGGAUCGGAGUGAUUAUCUCUUUGUCUUUGUCAGUGAAGGGCGUACACAUUCUGCAUCGACAUCAUCAGGCAGACUCAGAACGGUGGUGAUGAUCUCUAACUGGUUUCUGAUUGACACAUUUCUGUUUGAUUUGCCACAUUCUGCGGGGUUGAGUUGCUAUGCUGCGUGAUCUAUACUAUAUAUUUGCAAGUUCCAGCUAGCAGCAAUCCUUUCAAUAUCCCAACUCUUUGUUUUCUCAUCCAGUUACAUUACCGAGCAUUCAACAAUCAUUCAUAAUGUCAGCGCUAAACCAAUCAGCCCAAGUUCUGAAAUCUCUCCAUCAACGACCACACAAGCCACUUGUUCUGGCCAACGUAUAUGACAUUCUUACCGCCAGAGCGGUUGCUGAACUUCCUUCUUCCGAAACACUUGCUACAGCGAGCUAUUCCGUCGCACAAGCUGCUGGCACCACAGACAAUGAUUUGACUCUUGACGAGAACCUUACUGCUGUAAAAGGCAUUGCGGCUGUGGCCAAAGAAUUCAACAAGCCACUUACAGUGGACUUCCAAGAUGCGUACGGUUCCAAGCUCGAAGAAGGAAUCAACAAACUCCUGGAUCUCGGCGUUGCUGGAAUCAAUCUCGAGGACUACGAUAAUACCACCCAACAGCUGAUGGACGCGCAAACCGCGGUUGAUCGCAUUCGACGCACUCUGGACGUGGCAAAAGAGCGCAAUGUUCCUGAUUUUGUUGUUAAUGCGAGAUGUGAUGUUCUGGUUCUGGGCGGUAAGAUGGAAGAGGUCGUCAAGAGGGGAAAGAGUUAUCUGGACGCUGGGGCUACGACCGUGUUUGUUUGGGGCGGCAAGAGAGAUGUUUCGAAAGCGGAGGUAGAACAUAUGGUAAAGGAAUUCGGAGGAAGACUCAAUGUUUCAUUGAAAAGAAGCGCGGACGGGCUGACCAUCAAGGAGCUUGCUGAUUUGGGAGUUGCCAGAAUCAGUAUGGGCCCAGCGCUGCAGAUCCUAGCCAUGAAAGCGUUCCAGGAUGAGGCAGCAAAACUCUUCUCACAAUUGUAGAUACUGAAAUGUAUUGACAUUGAUUUUUUUGCAUCAACAUUGAUAGUUUAAUCAAAGUUUCUAUUAGCGUUGG
Molecule: messenger RNA, 1306 nt
Organism: Mollisia scopiformis
Lineage: Eukaryota; Fungi; Ascomycota; Leotiomycetes; Helotiales; Mollisiaceae
Product: Phosphoenolpyruvate/pyruvate domain-containing protein
Exons: 1
Coding region: 460-1233 (257 amino acids)
Molecular function (GO): catalytic activity
Source: RefSeq, a predicted model, not a curated record